AUGCCCUCUCAUCCAGAUGCAGCCGUCUAUCCCGAAGCAACGGGCCUGGCCAAAGCCCUGGUCGACCAGCAUCAGGCAGAGCAACCGUUGAAGCUGUAUGCGGGGUGGUUUUGUCCAUUCGGUAUGCUCUACCAGCAGCCACUUCUGCAACGCGUAUGGCUCGCCCUCGAAGAAAAGCAGAUCCCAUACCAAUACAUCGAAGUGAACCCGUACAACAAACCACAGUCACUACUCUCGCUGAACCCGCGCGGGCUCGUGCCAACGCUGUCCGUCCCAACCUCUUCAGGCGACCGGCCACUGUACGAAUCCAACGUGGUGCUCGAAUACCUCGAGGAAGCGUACCCGGACCACUCGCCGCGUCUGCUCCCGACAGACCCGUACGAGCGAGCUCGCGCACGUAUCUGGGUCGACUUCGUCACGUCGCGGGUCAUAUCGUCCUUCCAUCGCUUCCUGCAGUACCAGCCCUCGUCGGCGGACGAGGACGCCGUGGCCGCACUGGACAGCCACCGACAGGAGUUUCUGGGUCUACUGAAGCAGUGGGCGCGGGAGUUACAUCCCGAGGGGCCGUUCUUCCUCGGGGACCAGAUCAGUCUUCCAGAUCUGGUGCUCGGGCCUUGGGCUAUCCGGCUGUGGGUGUUUGAUGAGCUCAAGGCCGGUGGGUUGGGGGUUCCGGCUGAAGGCCAGGGAGGCGAGGAUGAGGCGGUUUGGCAGCGGUGGAGGAAAUGGGUGAAGGCUGUCGAGGAGCGGAGGAGCUUCCGGGAGACGACGAGUGAUACGCAGCAGUAUCGGCCUAUCUAUAAGCGAUAUGCCGAUAAUGUUGCGCAGAGUGAAUUGGCCAAGGCGACUCGGAGUGGACGGGGUGUUCCAUGA
Messenger RNA from Aspergillus melleus, 870 nucleotides. RefSeq lists its product as uncharacterized. Gene Ontology annotation, cellular component: cytoplasm. Lineage: Eukaryota; Fungi; Ascomycota; Eurotiomycetes; Eurotiales; Aspergillaceae. The record is from RefSeq and is a predicted model, not a curated record. The transcript has 3 exons. The coding region runs from base 1 to 870 and encodes 289 amino acids.